ACGGAAAAUUGCGGGAAUGGAAAACCGGCAGGCGGCCUAAAAACUACCAUUUAGCGUUUUUUUUGUGUUUGAAGCUACAUUUAUAGAUUCGUAAUAAUUUAAAUACGUAAUGGAGAUAGAAAAAUAUAGAGAAUAUCCAUUUUUUGAAGUAUCAAAAGACCAAUUUUAUACAUUUUGUAGUGUUAAAGAACUUAUAAAAAAGAGUCACCAAUAUAAGGAGCAACUUUUUAAAUGUCGCACCCUAGGUAUAUUAAGCAGCAUAAAUGGUUGUUUUUUUUUAAAAGAUCUGGAUCUACCGCUUUAUAAAACAAAUUUAAUGAUUAGAAUAUCAAUGGCCUAUGUUAAAAGUCGCCUUAAAACAACAUCGAUGCCCCAACCGGUUCAAAUAUUUGGUACUUUACAAUGGAAGUCAGAACCAACAGUAUUUGUAAAAUAUUUUCAGGUUCUGGAUAUACCAACUGCUAUAAAACUUAAAGAUGCAAUAAAGGCAAUAACGGAAGACCAUUUAGCCAUACCAAAGCAAGACUAAGCAAUGAUAUUAGAUUGAUUUGUUUUAUGUUCAAAAUCUUGUUUAUUUAAGCAUAUGCUAGUCAAUUAAAUAGAAUUGAAUUAUGUUUUGAUGU
Aricia agestis (brown argus) is the source of this 623-nucleotide messenger RNA. RefSeq lists its product as uncharacterized. The transcript has 4 exons. The coding region runs from base 110 to 529 and encodes 139 amino acids. NCBI's taxonomy places the organism in Eukaryota, Metazoa, Arthropoda, Insecta, Lepidoptera, Lycaenidae. The record is from RefSeq and is a predicted model, not a curated record.